Molecule: messenger RNA, 1099 nt
Organism: Leucoraja erinaceus (little skate)
Lineage: Eukaryota; Metazoa; Chordata; Chondrichthyes; Rajiformes; Rajidae
Gene: dkk1b
Product: dickkopf WNT signaling pathway inhibitor 1b
Exons: 4
Coding region: 201-911 (236 amino acids)
Biological process (GO): multicellular organism development; negative regulation of canonical Wnt signaling pathway
Cellular component (GO): extracellular region
Molecular function (GO): co-receptor binding; receptor antagonist activity
Source: RefSeq, a predicted model, not a curated record
CUAUAAAUACGCUGCCGACAUCCGAUGGUAAGGAUCAAAAGUGGAGGAAGGUUUCUGCUGUUGGUUUCGCUCCGCCAGGCAAAUCAUUUUUCAAACUGGUCGGAUCCGUACACUCACCUGUGUGUGUGUGUGUGUGUGUGACUGUGUGAUUUUUUAUUUUGUUGCUGUUGUUAACGUUGUUGUUGCUGCCCGCUUGCACCAUGUAUUUGGAAGUGGCGCUCCUGACAGUGUGCCUCUACGACGCGGUGAGCUCCAUCCAUUCCAACGCCAUCAAGACGGGAGACAUUCACAGCGCCGGCCACCCUGCCACUGCCGCCACGCAGGUCUCUGCAGCCAAGAACAACUCCAGCCAACCCAUCCAGGUGGUCGUCUGCCGCGGAGAUCGGGAUUGCUUAGUGGGCCAGUUUUGUCCCGUUGGCCGCUCUGCCACCACGCACUGUAUACACUGCCGCAAGAGCCGCAAACGCUGCGCCCGCGAUACCAUGUGUUGCCCGGGGGCCCGCUGCAACAACGGCUUGUGCACUGCCACUGAUGCAACGCAGGUUCACGGUUCAGUCCAAGAGAUCGUAAAGGAGACCUGGGACACCAACGGCAAGCACCCCACUGUGGAAAUACAUCCCCGAAAAGCCACGAUUCCCAGCAGAUCUCUUUCAACCAAAGGUGAAGAUGGCGACAUUUGCCUCCGGUCAUCCGACUGCGCCAUAGGGCUGUGCUGCGCUCGGCAUUUCUGGACCAAGAUCUGCAAGCCGGUACUGCAAGAGGGUCAGGUUUGCACCAAGUCCAAGCGCAAAGGCUCGCACGGCCUGGAGAUCUUCCAGAGAUGUGACUGCUCUGAGGGCUUCACGUGUCGGAUGCAGAAAGCAGGAGCGGCGAGGGGCGGCAAGACCUCCAGACUGCACACCUGCCAGUGACUCCCUCCCUCCCUCCCUCCCUCCAUCCCUCCACCCCUCCCUUCCUUCCUUCCCUCCCUCCCUCCCAUCUCUCAAUGACGACUCAUCCUCGGCAGAAGCCAAACUUCGGUUUUCCCCCAACAGCCGCCAGCCACACUCCCUCUUGCAGGCUUAGAGUGGAAGUGCUCGGGGAAGGGGGCGAAGGGGGG